UCACUCAAUAAUCAGAAGAAAAAGAGCUCCUUUUUCCCGGAAAUGGAACCCUCGUUCCCAUCGAAUCGCUUCUUCUUCGGAUCUCCAUCGAUGGAGGAGUCCUACCACUCUCUCCCCACUCUCUACUUGGCCUUUCUCUUCUUCUGGUGCUUCUCCACCUUGUCCUGGUCCCUCAACACCUGGAGGCAUCGCCGCUCCCAGACGAGCAAUUUGCAGUGGAUGAUGGCUUUGGUUCCGAUGGUCAAGGCUUUACAGUUAGGGAUGUCAUAUAUCUUUUGGUACUCUUGUAUUAAACUUCAGAUGUGCUCGUUGUGGAUGUCUUUUGGUGUCUAUGUCUCUGGAAUAAUUUUUCAGACAGCUUAUUUUGUGUCUUUUAUGCUCAUUUCGCAUGGUUAUUGUAUCAUGUGUGAGCGCCUUUCAGUACCUGAACGGCGUACAACUGCUAUAUCAGGAUGCAUCCUCUACUUGGCUCUAGUCGGGUAUAAAGCUGCUAUUCCCUACUUCACAGUGUUUCUUCUGCUAAAUUAUUCUGUAGCAUUUUAUAUGAUCUUCCGGCACAUUUCCCAAAAUCUUCUAGUAUUGCGUGAACAACUGAAUAUUAUAGAGGAUGAGGAGAGUCCAAUGCUGCAUGAUGUAUUGCAAAAGAAAUACAAAAUGUUCAAGUAUGUGGCAUCUUCUCAAAAAAUGAAAUUUCAAGGGACAAUGCAGAUUGUAGCUGUGGCAGAAAUUCUCGUCCAUAUCAAUGUUGAUAAAACACCAGAUAAUUAUUGGUUCCGUUUGUUGGUUCGGGAAUGGACACAGUUCUGCAUAUUCCUGUACAUUGGGGUUUGGGCCCUUUGGAGAUGGACUUUCAGAACACGUCAGGCCUCAUCACAUUUCUCUGUUGUGCCCACUUUGAAAUCCAAACAGAAGAUGAUGCUGCCCCCCAUAUACAGCAUAGAAAUGGAUGCAGCCAGUUUCAAAGGUUUUGCAUCUCAACAAUGGCAUGUUGGAGUGCCAACUUCUUUUCCUCCUCCCCAGUGUGGAAAAUCAUCGGAUUCUUUGCUGGUCAUAGUUCAGCACCCUGCUCUGGUGAGUAGAGCUUCUCCUGAAGUAACAGCUGAUCUAAAACUGUCUACUGCAAGCAUUGAUGCUACAAACUUAUUAUCUCAGCAAAACAGUGAUAAAGUUUGGGUUUAAGUGAAUAGAAAGAGUAGGAUUAUCCAAUUUACAAAGGAACAAGCAUAUCUUUUUAUUUCGGUUUUCACUAAAUCCGCACCCACAAGGGACAUGUACAUGUACUUUUACUAAUGUCAAUCAAUUCGCAAAGCAAUGCAAGUUGAAAAGGUAUUGAUUC
Molecule: messenger RNA, 1336 nt
Organism: Dioscorea cayenensis subsp. rotundata (Guinea yam)
Lineage: Eukaryota; Viridiplantae; Streptophyta; Magnoliopsida; Dioscoreales; Dioscoreaceae
Exons: 10
Coding region: 43-1179 (378 amino acids)
Source: RefSeq, a predicted model, not a curated record